GACCCUGAUGAGCAUCACUCAGAGGAAGAUUUGCCGGCCGGCAUCAUUGUUGCCAUAGUUCUUGGAAUACUCAUCUUGGGUGCUGUUGUGGCCUUGGUUAUUGGUUACAGGUACCAAAAACAGGAUUAUUUGUUGUUUUGAUUUCAGGUCUGUGUGGACAAAAAUAAAUGCUUGAGCCGGACAGCUGGUUUCCUUAUAGAUUUGUUUUUGUGAUUUGGUUUGUAAAAAUGAUUCUUGUAUAGUUAAACACCAUUAAAGAUUGGAAAAUAUUUGACUCUUUAUAAAUUAUAAAGAUGAUGUUACAAAUUUUUUUUUAAUGUUAUCAAAAUUCAUGGGGGCUCUCUAUACAACUGACUACUAGGAUUCCCCACUAUUUUUAAAAUUUCAUAUUUGUGUAUUGCGGACUGACCUAAUACAAAUAAGUAGAGCUAAAUGUUUUAAGAGAUCUCAAUUACCUUAUAAUUUCUAGUACUUUGUUAUGAAAACAUUAAAACCUUUAUUUUAUUUAACUCUUUUUUUUUUUUUUAAAGUCUAAUAUAAAUUUAAAACCUUUUCAAUUAUGAAAAGAAAAGACAGCCUUAAAAAAAAUUCUCAGAAGAGGAUUGAACCUUUGAUCAAAGGAAUUUUGUAUUUCUAAAUCAUUUGGGAUAACUGACCUUCCACAGUGUUAUAAAUAAAAGACAAAUCUUGAGAGAGACUUAAGUUACUUUAAUAUAAGAAAUCUUUUUUUUUUUCAACAAUUAUUUUCAUCAGAUUCUUCAACUGCCGCAAACUCUACCAGACAUUCUCCUACUACCUGUCGGUUCCCAGCAAUGGCCAGCCCGUUCCACAGACUAUUAUUGCUGUGGAUGAUUCAAGUGGUUCGUUGAUUUCAUUGACCUAUUUAUUUAGCAUCUUGACCAAUGCUGGGCUACUUUAACUGAAGUCCCAGAACUCUUGUUUUCACGGGUCAACGAAAGAGAUGUCUCAUUAAAAUAGUGUUUGAAUGUAGAUAUAGAAAUAGGUUGUGAUGAUUUUUAAGCUAUUGAAGCUGCUACUUUAUUCUAUUUGAAACUCAUCAAUUAUAGGAAGGAUGAUGUGUGCAGCUUUCGGCCAAUUAAUUUAUUGAUUUUAAUAAUUUUCAUCAAUUCUCUACCAAAUAAUGGUGGAUUAAUGAAACAAAAUUGAUUUGUGUGAAUAAAACAAUAUGAGUUAAGCUUUAAUUAUGGUUACACAGAAUACAAAUUCAAACGUUUCGACAAAUGCCUUAUUCAGUACAACAAAAAAUAUUCAUAGAAGUAUAAAUUAAUUUUGUAUUUUAUAUAUAUAUGUAUGAAUGUAUUCUACCUAAAUUUUACCAUUUUUAGGUGGGAUACAUUUACAUAUAUUAAGUAAAUUUAUUUUAUGCUUACAGAGUUUUUGUUGCUUCUCUAAUUCUCUUUUGAUGCUGGUAAAUAGAGUAUGGCUAAUUGAAUCUUGUAAAGAGUACUAUAUUGAAUGAACCAAAUCCACACCUAAACAUAUUUGUACAAAUAUACAAAACAUGAGGUCACUAUUAGCUUCUUUGGCAAUAUCACCAUAUUCAAUUGUGGACCAUACCUUUACUUUUACGGAAUAACCAUUUAAAAACCAUCCAUUUAUCUUCAUAAUGGUUUCAAUUCUGUUCUAUUAAGCAUUGCAUACUAAUUCUGGGCUGUCCUACUAGCGUGGCUAUAAAGGUAUCGCCGAAGUGUUUACAUUUUAAAUUUGUGGCCAGAAUUUUUCCGCUCAUAUUCUUGGCACAAGUUUAGAUGCUUGUUACAACAUGAUGGCUACCUGGUCCUAAUAUCCCAUUGUAGUUAUCAUUUCUUGUAUUGAACUGACAUUUGCAGAAGGAAAAAUGUAUCCAGAUAUACCAGUGGAGGACUUCAUUGCACAUGUUGACCUGAUGCAUGUUGACAGUGAUAUAGGAUUUUCUAAUGAAUUUGAUGUAAGCUCAAACUAAGAUGUCUGUAUUGGUACAUUUUUCACAUAGCGAUAAUAACAGACAUUUUUCCAUUUACAAAUACACCCUGUCAUUCUUAAGGGUAUUUUAUGUAUAAUACAGUUAUAUAUAGAUUUUUUAAUUUUUAUAUUUCAAGCAACUGAGACAUUAUCUUUUACACAGUGUGCUUAUGUAUCAUUAAAAGUCCAGAAAAUGGUUAACUGUGAAACCCAAAUACCACAUUAUUUGAAAUACCAGUUUUUUAUUUAUGUGUAUGUUGUUGGUUUGUUUUUUUCCACAAUGAAAAUUAUGUGCCUCUAAACCAGCGGUUCUCAACCUGUGGGUCGCGACCCCUUUGGGGGUUGCACGACCCUUUCACAGGGGUCGCCUAAGACCACAUAUGCUCUACGGUUAUAAAGUAUCAACGAAAAUAAUUUUGUGAUUGGGGGUCGCCACAACACGAGGAAUAGUAUUAAAGGGUUGCGGCUUUAGAAAGGUUGAGAACCACUGAUCUAAACCAACCUGGUUUAAAACUUAGCUGCACUCAUAGAAUUUGUAGCAACAGUUUCAUGUCUCACACUAUGUUUUUUAAAGUAUUUCCACUUUCAAUAGCUUUUGAAAUUAUGUUUUGCUCUGUGGUUAAAUGCCAUAUUUGCCUUGUGUGGUUGACAGGAGAUCAACAGGACAUCCUACAGUGACAAGUACCCUUGUGACAGUUCCAACAUGAAUGACAACAGGAACAAGAACAGAUACAUCAACAUUGUGGCCUGUGAGUUGAUGAGUGUUCACUUUCUGAAUGGUCCAACUUUUGUUUUGUAAUCAACACUGUUUGAGAUUUAUCAUGGCUGGCACCAAAGAUGCAUUCAACUUUAACCCAUUCAACCCCAUGACAGCCAAAACAGCUGUUACGGAUUCAACUUUGUAACAGACAAAUCUGACAACCAGACACGCUCUAUACACGUUGUUAUGUAAAAACUGCAGACCUGCCAACCCUUCCGAUUUUGUCGGAAUUAUACCGAUUUUUUUUACCCCUCAUUCCAACCUUCCGACAAACCCCUUAAAAUUCCGAUUUUUCGAACUUUAUAAUUUUUCACUCGUCAUAAAAAUCCGAAAUUGACCAAAAAAAGAAAAGAAAAAAAUCGGGUACGACAGGAAGUGUUGCAUUUGUUUUUACGAAGUGACUACAUGCCCUGCGACCGGACAAAUAAGUGAAUAAAUUCCAUGACCCAUGUAGGUCGUGAUAAAUUCUCGAGAUUAUAUAUUCAACCAAGUCACAUGAACACCAUAACAAAGUUGUGCGAGAUAUUUGUCCGUCAGCCUUUUCAUGUGUCGAUCAGAGCUUACGGUACUUCAUUUCAACAAAUUCAAGAUAGUCUGGACAUUUACACGAAAAGAAAUAUGUUCGAUUCUACAAAAGAAAUACUAGAACCAUUGCUGGUAUAUCUAAUGAACAAUUGGUUAAAAAGUGACAAUGUUUUUUAUAAAGCCCGCCGGAUGAAUAUCUCCUGCACUAUUUGUCCGGUCGCCUGAUGUGUAGACACUGCCUUGUUUUUUUCGAAGCAAACUACGAUCUUCAAAUCGUUCUUCAAUCAUCAAUAGAUCCGAUCAUGAUUCAUCCUUUUUAAAAGGCUAAAAAAAACUCAGACUUUUUUUGUUUGUUUAGGCCACCAAAGCUUUUCUUAAUUAAAUGGUUAAAUCUAUUGAAAGUGAUGGGUACAAUGAUAUUAAUAAACAUAUUUGAAAGCCCCAAAAAAAGCAUCCAACUGCAGCUAAAAGUAAUACAUGUCUAACUUCUUUGCUAAGAAAACGGACGCUUCAGUUUCAGUUAGCAGAUCGCUUCAUUUACCACCUUUCUAAUGAAGGAACUAUUUCUCAAGCCAACUCCGAUGGUUUUAAUGCUAGAGUCAAAGAAAUGUUUCCAGACUUGCAGAAUGCUAGAAGAUUGUAAAGAAAAAUUACAAUGAAACAAAAGGGCAAGCAUGAAAGUUGAUACUUUUUUCUAACUUGCUUAUAACGGUAACUAAAAUCAGUUGCAAUGCUAACUUUCGGUUUUCCAAAGAGCUGUUGGACAAGUGCAAAAAGGCCACUAUGGAUAUGCUGGAAAACUGAUCUCUAAGCAGCCAGUGUACAUAUGUAAAUAAAAUGGAUAUUCUGUUCUGUUCUGUAUAUAUCUGUAUAUAAACAUUUCCAGUAAUGUUUUUCUCAUGUUCUAUGGUGUUCUGUGGACAUAUCAAUUAAAUAUAAAUGCAAUUCAUUUUAUUUCUUGAAAAUAUAUCACUAAUAAAUUUUAAUGUUUUUCUGAACCUUUCAUAUCAUAAACAUGAAGUUCUUCCCCUUUGGCUGAGCAUUUAAUGGGUGAAAUAUGUGGGUCGCCACGGUUGUUUAAACAUUCAAGUUUAGAUUGAUAGCAUUGAUCACUAACAUUGAUAACUUACUGAUCACUAACAUUGAUAACCAUCCUGUGUCCAGAUGAUCAUUCACGAGUCAUGCUCAAGUCAGAGUUGAGCAGGAUGAGACAGUCUGACUACAUCAAUGCCAACUAUGUUGAUGUGAGUAUCACCAGAACACUGUUGGUUUUGUUUAAAACGUUCUAUGAUAGUAGAUUACAGUCAUAUUUAGUCAAUUGGGUCACAGAUUGAUUCUUUUCAAAUGCUUUUUUUUUUCUCUAGGGUUAUAAAAAGCCAAAAGCUUAUAUUGCAACACAGGGCCCACUGCCUCAAACCUUUGCUGAUUUUUGGCGAAUGGUGUGGGAACAAAACACUAAUGUCAUUGUCAUGAUCACAAACCUAAUGGAGAAAGGACGGGUAAGAAAGCAAAAUGAUCCGAAGUCUUCUUCAAAUCAUUUUUCAAGCUUUAACUUGUACCUUAUUCUUAUCUACUUAUGACAGAAGAGGGCCAUCCAUGAAUAAAAUAAUGCUAUUUUGGUUUGGUUUUUUUACACACACACCCCACCAAACUGCUACAAAUUUGUUUAAAAAAAUCAGACACUAAUCUCAUAUUCAAACCCCCACACACACACACACACCACCACCAAACCCCAUCAUAGAUGGUUGACAUCAUUUAUAGAUGGCCCUUAAGUCGGUCGGGAGAUUUAAAGCUCUCUUGGCAAUAAAUUCACAAUUUUUAAAAACUAAUUAUAAUACUUAUAGUCACAUUGAGAACUAAAUCACAGAAGAGACAAAUCUCAGAGUUUGUAAUAUUUCAUUUUUAAAAUUAAAAGUUAAUUUUAUAACACUAACAAUAUUACAAAUAACUCAUCUAAGCCAUCAUUUUUCUGCUCUGUUGAUAGAGAAAGUGUGACCAGUACUGGCCCAAUGAUGGCACAGAGACCUAUGGUAACAUGCUCAUUAAACUAAUCACAACACUGCCAAGGGCUCAUUACACUGUCCGUGUCUUCUCUAUCAAGAACUUGAAGGUAAAAAAGGUAUGCAUGCUUUCCCCUGUUGCCUUGAAGCCCUGCACACUCAGUAGACAAGCUGUCAGUGCCUAUUUUUAGCAUUUUGUUUGUUUGUUUGUUCUUAUCUUAGCAGCACAGUAAUGCUGUACUCUUUAUUUGGUGGCUUGUGGUAAAUAGGUUGCCCUUAAUAUGAUUAAUCAAAAUAAGCUCAUUAAAUUUAUUGAGAUAGUUUGAGGUAGAGGCAUGAAGUGGUCAUUUUUUUUUCUUUAUAAUUGAUAUCUAGUUGUGAUCUGAAUCGAAAGUAUCAUUGGAACUUAUCAUUAACACUUUGGUUGCUCAAAGGACUUCUGGUAAAUAAGGCCAAAUGCUGAGUUAGACCAGCACAGUGCUUAAAAAAAAAAAAAAGGUCAUUAAAUAAUAAUUUUAAAAAACUUGGUCAUUGCAGAACUCAUUAACUUUAUAUUUUUAAUUUUCUUUAUAAUUGAUAUCUAGUUGUGAUCUGAAUCGAAAGUAUAAUUGGAACUUAUCAUUAACACUUUGGUUGCUCAAAGGACUUCUAGUAAAUAAGGCCAAAUGCUGAGUUAGACCAGCACAGUGCUUAAAAAAAAAAAAAAGGUCAUUAAAUAAUAAUUUUAAAAAACUUGGUCAUUGCAGAACUCAUUAACUUUAUAUUUUUACCAAAAAAAGUAAAUAUAUGAAUAAAAUAAAUAUGUUUCAUUAAAAGAUAUUCUAAUUUGGUUAUAAUAGAAUAUUUGUUAUGAUGAUGGAUGGUUUUUUAAAUUGAAAAGGUUGUGGUAAUACACAUGCAUGGCAUACGCCCAGGCCACGAAUUUUUUUUUUUUAAAUAUGACUGUAAAAUAACCGCUUUUUAUUAACCAUGCUGUUGGUUCACCACACAGGAAUUCUUUUUAAAAAAUCAUGCAAUGUGUCCAACUUUCAAACAUUUUAAAAUGUUUUUAUUGCUUAUUUGUUGGAUGCACACCAAAAAUUGUAGUGUCUAUGUAAAGUGUUCAAGUCAUUAAAUUAACAAAUUAAAUUCUAGGCAAAUAUAGCUAUAUGAAAUCAACUUAAUUCUAAUAGCUAUAUGAAAUCAACUUAAUUAUAUAGCUAUAUGAAAUCAACUUAAUUAUAUAGCUAUAUGAAAUCAACUUAAUUAUAUAGCUAUAUGAAAUUUGAAUGUUAAACACCCCACUGCAUGUGGCAGUGCCUAUAUCUAGGACCAUGUACAUUAAGAGGCAGAUCCGUUUACUGAAAACAUUACAUCAAAUAUGAAUUAGUUGCGGCAAACAAGUGUAUGUACAUAGUGUGCUCCUAAAAGAAUCAUGUAUUAAUUGAUAAAUUGAGUGGCACAGUAAAUUUUGAUCCCCAGUGAAGUCAACAUUCUCAAACCUCCGUGCUUUGUCUUAGAGUUGCAUGUGGUAACACUGAAACUUGCUUGUUAUUUAUAUUUCUGAUUGCUAUCACCCUAUCUUCAUGGAAGGUAAUACGAAGAUGGGUUUGUCAAGUUUUAGAUUUUAAUGUUUAUUUAUGUUGUUUUAUUCUUCUGGGGUUUUUUUUUUGUUUGUUGUUUUGGUUUUUUUGGAGUCCUUUUUUUUACUUUAGAUAGCCAAAAUGUCAAGUAAAGUUAUGUUAGUCAGUUUCCAUCUAGUGCUUUAGCAUGAAUGAGCCUGGCAUAGUUAGAUUUAAUUAAUGGACAUCCAGAUACAUAAUACAUGAAACUUAUUUUAGCUGCACAUUUAGAUUUGCCUAAUUUUUAUUUUGGCUUUUUUUUUUUUUUUUUUUCCCCAGUUGUUUUUUUUUCUCUUCUGUUAAAAUGUCUGCCAUCUUUUGUUCAUUGUUCUUAUUUUAUUUUUUUUUUUUUUUUUUUUUUUUUUUUUUUUUUUUUUUUUUUUUUUUUUUUUUUUUUUUUUUUUUUUUUUUUUUUUUUUUUUUUUUUUUUUCCCCAGUUGUUUUUUUCUCUCAUCUGUUAAAAUGUCUGCCAUCAUUUGUGCAAUGAUCUUAUUUUAUGGCUCAUGCUUGUUGCCAAAGAUUUUUUUUUCUCCAUUUUCUGGCAAAGUUGUUCCUUCUUGAAUCCAGUGUGCAUGAUUAGAGAUUAUAGUUUGAAUGAAGUACUUCAAACCAGCCUCCUCAAGAUGUUCCCAUGGGUUUUAUGUGCAGAUUGUGACUCAAUAAAAGAAGAGGAAUAAACAUCUUUAUUUAAUUACUUAUCAGUGCAGAUAUCACAGGAAGAAAAACAUUUUUUGAAAAAAGAGAAUCUAUAAUAAUUACUACAGAGUGAUUUGUAGCUAGGCUCAAGCUGAUAAUAAAAGGUAGUGUUGCCUAAUUUCAAGGAUUCCACCUGGUUCAAGAGGUUGAGAAAUGCUAAUACAGAAAUGAAAUGACUAUUUAUAAUUGCCACACUAAAACUUUAUGGAUAAUAUAAGCGGGACUGUGUUUCUGGUGUCUAGUCUGGUGUCAAGCAUUUUUUUUUAUUCAUAAAAAUUGUAGAUCGACAAAACAAAUUAUCAUUUUUACCAUGUUGUACUCGAUAAGAAUUGAUUUCUUUCAAAUAAUUCUUAGUUAAUUAGUCUAAGAAAAAAAAAACUCUAAACACUUCUUGAUCUUUAUUUUUUUAAACAAAAUUGUGUUUGUCAGUAGAUUAAUGACUGUUUUUAUAAGUAGAUUAAUUACUAGGUAUUCAUUAGAGAAUAUAACUAUGCACAAUAUUUUAAAAUUGUGGUCUUAAAAUUGACAUUUUUAUGCAGAAUUUAGCCUAUCAUUUCCACAUUUUUAUGCAGAAUUUAGCCUAUCAUUUCCACAAAGUUUAAAUGUACAUUUAUUUAUCUGACCCAGCGUCAUUCCAUGAAGGGAGCCCAGGAGAGGACUGUCUACCAUUAUCAUUACACUGAGUGGCCAGACCAUGGUGUUCCAGACUACUCUUUGCCUGUCCUGUCCUUUGUCCAGAAAUCAGCUGCCCAAAGUGGGCCAGAGAAUGGCCCUAUCAUUGUGCACUGCAGGUGUGCAUGCAAUUAUCAGUCAAACUUUUCUAUGAAAUUUUUUAUUUUAUCAACAAAUUUGAUUUAUCAAAUAAGGUUUUGGAUAUCCACUUGUUAAUGUUUUAGAGUUAUAACCUGUCGUUUUGACCUUAUUUGUCACACUCAAAUUUAAUACUGGAGAAUUGUGAUUUAAGGGAUUUAGCUGUAGCCUUUAAGUUGUACAAAUUUGUAAUCAUUCCUGAAAGCAGACUUAGAAGCAGAAUUUUAUUUAAAACAAUUGGGAAGUACACAAUCCUUAGUGUUAGUUUGUAAAAUUUAAACAACCUUAUAUCUGACCGACCACUUUGUAGUUAGUCUGUAGGUUGGGUGACAGCUGGUUUAGAUGAAUUGUCUAGAAUGCAAUUGAAGAGUUCUUAAAUUAAUGUCAUGUUCCUUCCCCCCUUCAGUGCUGGUGUUGGCCGUACAGGCACCUACAUCCUCAUUGACAGCAUGAUAGCACAGAUCGAAGAUAAGAGGACAAUAAACAUUCCAGGCUUCAUACAGCACAUCAGAAGACAAAGAAAUUUCCUGGUCCAGACAGAGGUGAUCAUUCUUGAUAACUUAAUAUUGAAAGUAUCAAUUAUGGGGGGAAGGGGGUUCAUUUCAAAACUAAAAAUGUUUUACCUUGUGUCUUUUUUAAAAUCAUUAUUUAAGUUAUGCCAUUGAAGCUUGGCGAUGUGCCUACUGGCCAUUUUCUGUUACUCCAAAGGAUUCCACUUUCCUUAAUUUUUACCCUGCAUUUUAUUCAUGGUCAAGGAUUUUAUAAAACAAAAAAAUAUUUAUUUUUUUUCUCUUCUCGUUAGGAGAUAAUAUAUAUAUAUAUAUUAGGUUAGUGUUGAUUCACUAAAUACUUACUUGAAAAAAAAGCACACAUAAAAUAUUGCUUUCAUUCUUAUAGAAAAGGAUCAGAAUGAUGCCAUUCCUUACUAACAUUGAAUAGAGAUAGAUGUGUGUAUGUUACAGUGGAAUUGCCCAGCUUUAAAGAAAUACAUCAUUUUUUAAAAUAAGAUUUAAGAGUUCAAUAUCAAUUCCUAACUCUGUCUCAGAUGAAAGUAUUAGACUGACUACUUAUGGACUUUAUGAAAAGUAGAACUGGAAUGGCAAAUUAAUGUGCUAAUUUUUGUAAAUGUAAAGCUUGUGUUUUCCAGGACCAGUACAUCUUCAUCCAUGAGGUGCUGAUAGAGUACAUCCUUGUCCAUGGUGUCACAGAAGUUAGAGAUGAUCAGAUGUCCGAGUUCCUUCAGCUAGACCAGUCACCAUCUAGCCCACUACUACCUUCACUUACCAGUGGUGCUAUGCUAGACAAGCAAUAUAUGGUCAGUUCAUAUCGAGUUGCUCCAACUUACCCACUCGCUAAUUUAGUUCUUAUAUUUUCAUGUACAAGAGGAAUCCUAGAUUUGGUCACUGGGUAUUCACAGCUUUGUGAUAGCCUUCAACACUGCUUUUUGCAUGCCUUUGAAAAACAUGAUUUUUCACAUGCAAACACUAUAGCUAGAACCCAAAUAUAUAUAUUUUUUGAAAGUAGACUGGGUGCGGAAUCCUACUGGCUAUUUUUUAAAGAUGUUUUAUACUCGCUGACUGUGACCUUGACCUUGGAGUGACCAAGAAUAGAUAAAAUAAAAAAUUUCUUUUCAAGUACCUCAAACUACAAUUUUUUGAAGGCAUAUUAUUAUAAUGUUUAUAUAAUAUGAUAGCAUUUUUAUUUAUCUUGAAGAAAAUGUAUUAUUUGUAUAUGUUUUAGUUAUAAAUAGAUUUUUUUAUUUUUUUAAUUCUUCUGAUACCUAUAAUUACGUUCAAGUAACAAAGAACGACAUAAUUAAUGUAAACAUUACUAAAAAGCAAGAAACAAAUAAAAUUUAAAAAGCUGCUAUAUAAAUAUUUAAUCCCUAAAAUGAAGUAUAAGAAAACAUAUACAGAACAACAUCCAAUUAUUUUUAUUGGAACAAAAUCAUCUGCAACAUAGUUUUGAACGAGUCAUAUUGUUGUGGCAACUCCUACUCGUUUUAGGCAUAGGUCUAAAUCGUCCGAAUUUUUGCUUUCUGACCCACUAAUAAAAUAAUCGUAAUUAUCAUCACUUUCAAGUGUGAUCGGAAAAUCAUCUUCCGAAUCACUUAAGUCAUUAACUAGAAAGAAUUUUCAAAAAGAUUCCUGAUUUAUUUUGUAAGCCAGAUAGUCCAGCUAUGGCUGGAUCCACUUCGCGAAAAGCUACUGACAAAUAUUUGCUUGAUAAAGAUCGUUGUUAAAAUAACUCUAAAUUUUAAAAAAAGGACACAGAGGAGCGAAAAACCGAAGUUCAUUUAUUACUAAAAGGAAGUAGUUUUAUUUGGUGUAAAAUAUUGGACUGGAACUUAUUCUUUCAAAUCAUUUUUUAUCGGCCGACACAGUUUGGGAAGAGGAAAUCGGCCGACGACAGUUAGUGGGUUAAAAAAGAAAAUUAACUGAUCUCCUUUUUUAUCAACUUUUGAGAUUUGUGACAUAUUUUUAAUAUAUUUGUUUUCUGUGGUAAAUUAGCUUUCCAUCCCACUCUGACAACAUUUUAAUAACUAACCAUAAUUUAAGAAGAAUGAGAAGAAAUUAAUAUAUCAUGGCUAUGAAAAUAACUAGAAUCUAUGUUCAAUCAUUAUGAUGACUUUAAAGCAACCCAUUAUUGAUAGUGUCCCAUAAGAUGGAUGGAAUUAUUGAUAGUGUCCCAUAAGAUGGAUGGAAUUAUUGAUAGUGUCGCAUAAGAUGGAUGGAAUUAUUGAUAGUGUCCCAUAAGAUGGAUGGAAUUAUUGAUAGUGUCGCAUAAGAUGGAUGGAAUUAUUAAUAGUGUCCCAAUAAGAUAGAUGGAAUUAUUGAUAGUGUCCCAUAAGAUUGAUGGAAUUGUUAAGAAAGUGUCCUAUAAGAUGUAUGGAAUUAUUGAUGGUGUCCCAUAAGAUUGAUGGAAUCACCUGUUAUUGAUAUUAAUGGCUGCCUCAAUUUGAGAUGUUACCCUUGAUUUUUUUCCCUCAGCUCAUCACCAAAUACACCCCCAACGAGCUUGACCUGACAGCAGCCCUGAAACCCAUCAACCUGGAGAAGAACAGGGUUAACAGCAUCCACCCUGUCAACCUGAAGAGAGUGUUGUUGCCUGCCAGGCCAGGUGUGGAAGGGUCAGAUUAUAUCAAUGCCUCCUACUUGCAGGUGAGUUGGCGUAAUCGUCAUAUCACCUUGAGGUUUUUUUUGUUUUGUUUUUUAAAUUGUUUAUAUCUAAAUUUAUUUAUUGUAUACUGAAUUUUUAAAAAUAAAAUCAGUUUGGCCUCAUCUUCUAAUUCUUAUUCUGUUUAACAUUAGAAACAAGCAACAACCUUCAUUAACUUAUUGAAAUAUAUUUUUUUUUAAAAUCCUUUAUAUUAACUUGGCAUUUUUUUCAUUUGGUUGUUGCGAAAGGCUAAAUGAUUCAAUUACCAUCAUGUUAUUGGGCCGAAACUUGGCACAUGGACUCAUUGCCACUGACGUCACAUUCUUUCAAAUUUUCAACCCUCAAAAAUCAUUGUAUCCUCUUUUGAAGGGGAAGAUGAAGGAAAAUUGAUGCCACUGAUUCCUGUGGCCAUUUCAAAGUUGCACAAAAAUGGUUCUAAAGGAUUGAUACAAAAAGUUAUGGUUUUUUUAAGGGUCUUUUAAUUUAAAAAGAAAAUACCUGCUUCCAUUCAUUAAUCAUGAAGUAAACUGAAAUUUCAAAAACAUGAAUUGCUUAGCAAUGUCACGUGGCCAGCAAAAUUAUUAGUUGCCAAAAUUGUGUCUAAUUGUUUUGUGUUCAAAUUUGUGUAAGUCUUUGUUACCAAACUUGCGACAACAAAAGCGAGACUCCAAUUAUGUUUUUUAAGUAAAACUCUCGCAUUUAUUUAAUGCUUCGCAUUCUUCAGUAAGCCAACUGGAAUUUAAAUGUUGAUGUGUUUAACUUCUUUGUGAUUAUUGAAAUGCUCUCACGCUGCUCCCAGAGUGGUUUUAUGAACUGUGCUUUGCAACAUGCACUGCUGCUGGAUAUACUCCAGACCUGUUUACUCUUACGAUUUUGGCGUACAAUGUAUGGUUUUUAGGCGUAUAGGUUAUAUAUACUGUUUAUUUUUUACUAUAAAUAUAACGUAUUGAACAAUUUUGUGAUGAUAUUCUACGAUUUUAAGAGUUUGAGGGUAAACAGGUCUGAUACUCUGAGGUUUUAUUUUUUUUUUAUUGUUGUGAAUUCUCUGGCACGGCUACAUAAAAUCUUCAGAGUUUAUUGUUUUGAAUCUUCUCGCAGGGCUACAUAAAAUCUUCAGAGUUUAUUGUAACUCAGCAUCCAAUUGAGGAAACCAUGGAAGACUUCUGGAGGAUGGUGUGGGACAAGAACAGUCCUGUCAUAGUUGUGCUCUCCCCUUUCGAUGAGGUGGUAAGUGAUGUGUUACACCCCCCCUCCCUUUUUUUAAAUAUUUUAUAAAGAGGUACGCAAAUUUGACCAUGCUAAAACACUUCUGAGGGAGCUGCACUGGCUCGCAUAGAGUACGAAAUUGCAACUUUGUGCUACCGCUGCUUACAUGACCUGGCGCCAUCUUAUCUCAAAGCACUCAUGACGCCUUAUGUACCCACUAGAGAGCUCCGCUCAUCCGAUAGUGGCAAAAUAUCGAUACCGUGUGUUCGCCUUGAGACUUACGGAAAGCGCACUUUUGCAUUUGCCGGCCCAACACUUCCAGUCGCUCUCAGAAACAGCCAGACACUGGAGUCCUUUAAAACCGAUUUAAAAACACAUCUAUUUCGCAAACAGCUUCUGGGGUGAUGCUAUCUACCAUCUUUUUCAGUUAAUGUAUAUUGGCUUGUGUUGCUUAUGGUUGAAACGGGAUGAAAGACUUUGACUGGGUAUACUCGUAUGUAGCUUUAUAUUGUUGCGUCUGUUUUUAAAUGUUGUAAAUUUUAGAUCGUUUUUAUGUCUCUUUUUAAUAUGGUUGACUUUGUACAGCGCUUCGACCUUUUGGGGAUGAAGCGUGUUUUUCAAAUAAACUUUAUUAUUAUUAUUAUUAUUUUUACAUGGUGCAUUACCCUGCCCCAUCAUGAUGAUGUCAUAAGUGAUACAGUAUGGUGUCAACGGAUCUUCUCCAUUUGAGGAAAUGAUCAGUGAAACAUCCUCUUGCCUUGCUCUCCUCAUCUCAUCUUAUCUCAGAUGACUUAUAUUGUCUGUGUUUUUAAAUCCUUUAUAUUAACUUAGCUUUUGUUUGUGUAUUUCUCUCUUUCUGUCUGGGUGUGUUGCGAAAUCUUCAGACGUCUAAUUGACCCACUUACCAUCAACUUAUCGAGCUGAAACUGGGCACAUAGACUCGUUGCCAUGACAACUUAUUCUAUCAAAGUCUUAACCCCAAACAUCAGUUUUUUCCUGUUUUUCAAGAGGAAUGUGAUGGAAAUAUGACCAUGGUUUCACAAUAUAAAAUUCCAGAUAACUGCGCUAAAUGAGAGGCUUAAAAAAUAAAUAUCACAAUUUGGUGCGUGAUAUUUUGUUUGGUUUCUCUGAAAUUGGUUGGUGUUAUAAAUCUGUUUUGUAAAAGUGGGUGGGACAUUAGAAUAUUACUAAAAAUUAAAUAAUCAAAAAUUCACAUAAAGAAUUGAUAUGGAAACUUUGUUUUCAGGGGUUUUCGAAUUAAUUUUUAAAAAAAAUUUUUGUUGAAGUCCAUUCAAUUUCAAACGUUUAUUUACCUGUUUUAAUCCUACACAAGUAAAAUUCACAUUUUCGACUCUUAAACAGCUUAUCCACAGCAAUUUUUUUUUUUUUUAAAAUCCUUAGAGAAUCUGUUUCUCUGAGUCUCAUCUUAAAAAAUAAUGUUAUGAAAGGAAAUGUUCAUUAUCGUAAGGCUGCAUUUUUUAAAUGAUCCUAUGUAUGCUCACAGCAUGAAAACUGUAGCGUGUUUGUUUUGGUCUGAGCUUAUGUCUCUGUUAUCGCAGUAUUUGUUUUCAUGUGAAUUUAUAUUUCUGUUAUGACAGGAGUACAAGGAGUUCUGGCCUCCCAAAGGGAACAGCAUUGAAGUUGAUUCAGGUAACUUCCGACUGGCCAUGAAGGAUGAACCUUUAGAAAAUGAGGACAAGAACAUGGUGACCUCAGAAUUUAUCCUAGACUCCAUACAGGUAAAAAAAAAUACAAAAAAAACAAUGCACAUAUGUUUAGUUCAGUAAGAAUGAUAUGAAACUAUAUCAUGAUUAUGAAUGGGUCAAAAAGGUGGGAGGUUAGGGUAAAGAGAAAUUGUUGUAUUAAUUAUGAUUUUUUAAAUUAUGAAUAUUAAUAAACUUCUGAGGAUAACGGCUAUGAAUUAUUCAAUGAAUCUGAGAAUCUGCAGUCUUGAAAAACUCAUUAGCUCUGUUAAUGAUGAAAUGAGAACAGGACAUUAUUUUAAAAGUGUUGCAAACAAAAAAGUAUUAAGUCUUAUCAACAACAUUGAAAAUAUUAAUUCCUAUCCACAGCAAUAAAAAUAUUGUCUUAUCCACAGCAGUAAAAAAUCUGCUUGUUAUUUUUAUCUAGUCUUGAAAUAUUUUUUUUUUUAAAAGAUGCCUACUUCUGAAUUUUUGGAUAGAUUUAUUAUUCUUCAACUCUGGAACCAAAGAAAAAAUUUCUUUAUUCCCCUGUUAAACAUUGUGUUUUCAUUAAGACAAGAACUUAUGGACAGCCUUAUUAUCUCAUCUCCAGUACGACUACACCCUGCUCACUAGAAUCAUCUGUGUAAAGAACUGGCCCCAUGGCUAUCCUGAGGUGCACAAGGUCUUUGAUGCCAUAACGGCUGCGCACAACUUCAUCAACACUCAGGAAUGUGGGCCCGUCAUUGUCAUGGACAGGUAAGGAUUAGUUUAGGAGGGGAAGAUUCAUUUUAAAAGUCUGCACUCCUCACUGGAUAUUUUAGUGCAUAGAAUUGAUUCGCACAUCUCUCUAAAUUAUUUCUCAAUAAAGAUAAAAAGUAUUUUUCAAUAAAGAUAAAAAUCUCUCUGUCAAUGUUUCAAAUCCAACUAUCAUUGUUGGUGAGAAAAAACUAUGACCCAUGCCCUGGGGGUGGUGGGAUCUUUCUUGGCACCUUGCAAAUGUUUGCAUUUACUAUUACUGUAGUGAUGUCUGUGUUAAGUAAUACUGUAGCGAUGUAUGUUGUAUUGACUAUUACUGUAGAAACGUCUGUGUUAACUAUUACUGUAGUGAUGCAUGUAUUGACUAUUACUGUAGCCAUAUCUGUAUUGUAGGUAUGGGUCAGUUGAAGCAGGCACUUUCUGUGCUCUGUGGACACUGAGGGACCAGUACCUCUCAGAGAGUUGUGCUGAUUUCUACCAGGUCUGCAAACUCUACCACUACAAGAGACCAGGCAUCGUAGGCACCAGGGCAAGUCUAACUCUUAUGUUUCUUUGUUAUUGCACUCUUACACUGUCAACUUAAGAACAAAUCUUACACUGUCAAUGUGACAGCAACUCUUAAAAUGUCAGUGUGACAGCAGCUAUUACAUUGUCAGAGUGACAGCAGCUAUUACAUUGUCAGUGUGACAGCAACUCUUACAUUGUCAAUGUGACAGCAGCUAUUACAUUGUCAGAGUGACAGCAGCUAUUACACUGUCAAUGGGACAGCAGGUCUUACACUGUCAGUUUGACAGCAACUCUUACAUUGUAAACGCCACUUCUAGUUUUAAAUUGUCAAUUUGAUACAAUUUGGUUUGUAUUUUAAUUUUUGUAAAACAAAUCUAAUUUAAUCCUCGAUCAAAUUUCCAUGAGCAUUACUGUUUAAUAUCUGACUCACUUUGCUUCAUAAUUUAAGUUAAAUGAACCUAUUCACUUGACUUCACUUUUUCUCCAAUGCAAGAAUUGUGCUCUAUUGGCUGUGACAGAACAAUUCAUAUUUAAGUUCUAAACCAGUGCAUUUUUUUAGAUUUUGUUAUGGAAAAUUAAAUAUUAAUGAAAUAAUAUUGGGUGCUAUUUACCUUAAAUUGUUAAGUAUAAAAGCGCGAGUGAAUAAUAUCGAUUCACAGUUUAGGAAAUCAAAGCUGUCAAGUUACAGUUAAAAAGAAAGUACUGCAUGAUAUUUUGUGAUAAGUCUUUUCAUAUCCGAACAUUUGGGCUCCAACUUGGAUAUCGUUCCUUUGUAAAAUUGUAAUACAUCUUCCGCUUCUUUGUUGACAGGAUGAUUAUCUGUUCCUUCACCAAGCCCUGGCCGAGUACUGCAAGCAUUACCAAGAAGAACUCACCUCUGCGGGCUCAUCACCACGUCAUCACCAUCACCAUCUUUCAUUUCACUAUGGGUCCAUACGUCGCAACGGCACCCUCCCCCGCACCAACCAGAACACUGCCAACAAUACCCACAAUGCGAGCAACACGCUCCCUCGUUCAAGCACUCACAUGGGGAGGAGCAACAGCAGAGAGAGCAACAACAUCAUCCCCCCUGCACCAGCAGAAACGGUUGUAAAGCUGGAGACCAAUAUUUAACCAGACUUGUGAAGAUAUCACUUAAUAUCGGACUGAAGAGACUGUGUUUUAUGGUCAAGACAUUAGCCGUUUGAUGACAUCUAUCGAAAGUUCUUUUUUUUUUUUAAAGUGUAAAUACUUUUUAAAUGUGUAAAUACUUUUUUAAUGUGGCAGUCUUCAUUUUGAAAGGCUCUAUGCGCUAGGUUCGGUCACCUUUCAAGGAUGUCUUUUUCUGUAUCUUUUGUGCUUUGCUCAAUUGUUGGCAUUUCAGCAUAUUUUUUUAUUUCAAUGGAGAUAUUUAAUUCCAACCAGGCAGUGUGGAGCAGUUUGUGCUCACAACAAUUAAAAGUAUCUUAUGGACACAGCUGAUGGAGUCGAAAUUAAAAGUAUCUUAUCGACACAGCUGAUGGGGUCGAAAUGGUUUUAAUGAAGAGUUGAAAUCACCUUCAGUGGCGUGUUGAAGAUAAUAACUUGUAAACUAAGGACAUGAGAGUCGAUGCAGGAGACAAGAGUGAUACAUUUGUGUGGAAUCAUGUUGGCCAAUAACUUACAAUGUCAGGAGUGUCAAGCUGAGGCUUGUACUUAUGGGUGAUUUAUUUCUACUGGGGUGUCAUGAAUCCAAACUUGGCACAAUGCAUCGAUUCUUUGUGCACAAGAUUUAGCUGACUAUAAGCAUGGCAUCUGUACUAUCUGUGGACGGCCGCCAGUUGGGUAGAUUCUUAACAUGUGUUUUCAAAAGUGGUGAACUCUUGAAUGAGGUGAUUGAGUCUUUGGGAUGUAGCGUGCUUAUUCAAGUGUUCCAAGGUCUUGGUUUUUCAAAACUACGGGAAACUCUAAACAGUACUGUCACAGAUUCAUUUGGAUAAUUUAUUCUAUUUGUUUGUAUUGACCCCCGCUGUAUGUGUCCCGUUUGCCUUGUUGUACAUUUUUUAUCCUGAACUGAUUGUUUUUUUUAUAUUUUAAUGACAAAUCCUUCUAUGUCUUAUUUAAGUGAGUUAUGGAGUGGUGUUUGCACACCAGCCUAUCUCUAGCAUGUGCUCAACUAAAAUAAUAGACCAUAUUAUUUAUAUCUUCAGUUGUGCCACCCUCCCCCAUUGAAGUCUUUUUUGCUGUAGACGUUUUGUUGUAAUGUACGAGAACCCAUGUUCAGAUAACCAAAUAUUUCUCAAUAUCACUUAUUUGACUAUAUCAGGUUGACAUACUCAAAUGCGUCAUGUUAGUUGUUUUUGUUUUGUUUUUUUUAUUACUUCGUCUUAAAUGAAGAAGUUUAAAGUUUUGUCAUCUCAAAAUUUUAAAACUUGUUUGAAUUAACUCCCUUCUAUUUCAAUAUGAGUCAGUCUUGUAAAACAGCCACUUCAAAAUCAUUUUUAAGCUCUUCAAAAAAAAAAUUGAAUUGGUGAAAAAAUGUGUUUUUCCCUGUUUUGAAAUUGUAUAAAACAAAGCAAAGUGACUUGAAAUUUCUGAGUUUGGUCAACAGUGACCAAGUUAUUUUGUUGUGUUCAAGCACUGGGUCAAGAAUGUCUCCUGGCAUUAAGAGAAACAAUGAGAUUCAAUGAUAAAAUAACUCUUCUCGCUGAAGUUUUUAGUGCUUACUUACGCUGACACUUUGUACAACAUGAGACCAGGGUUUUUUAAACUGUAAUGUCUGGGAAAGUGUGCAAUAUAAAUAUAAUGUCAUUAUCGUCAAGGCUUAAAAAGUAAUGGCUUGAUUUUGAACCAUCUGCUGGUUUAGUUUUUUUUUUAAGUUUUCAUACCAAACUCGAAUAAUACAUAUUUGGGCUCUGAAUUACAGAACUGCAAACAAAACUGUGGCAUACAGUAAGUAUGUUUGAUCAAAAUAAAUUCUUUUUGUUCUUGUACUUUCAAUGUUUACACUUACAUGAUCCCAAACUUGAGUACUAUAUAAAUAUGUUGUUAGUCACUCUGGCUAAGAAUCUUAUCAUCAAACUGUAACAACUAAGUUAUGUUUCUCAUUUUUACAUCUACUUUCAACAUUUGGUUGCCUGUUCUAUUUUCCUUUAAAAAAUAACAGGUGUUGUAAGUUGCUAGUAAAGUGACUACAGUAAUGAUUUUUAUUUCAUGUAACACCAUCAUCAGAUGACAAAACAUCCAAUCCCUUAAACACUUUGAAACAUCACACCAUCAUCAGAUGUUAAUACAUAAAAUCCAUUUAACACUGUGAAACAAUUAUCAUUUUGUGCCGCUUAUUAAACCAAAAGUCCCC
Lymnaea stagnalis (great pond snail) is the source of this 18983-nucleotide messenger RNA. The record is from the annotation of a GenBank genome assembly. Lineage: Eukaryota; Metazoa; Mollusca; Gastropoda; Lymnaeidae.